AUGCUUGAAUCUCUGGACCUCUCUUGGAACCGACUUGAAGGAACCAUUCCGAGGGAGCUAGUGAAUCUGGAUUCUCUUGGGUUCUUAAACUUUUCUAAAAAUCAUCUAGUCGGACCCAUUCCACGAGGAAGGCACUUUGAUACAUUUGGAGAUGAUUCAUACAAAGGGAACUUGGACUUGUGUGGAUUUCCACUGGCCAAAGAUUGUGGAGAUACAGAGGCACCACCACCAGCCACGCCAUGGGAAGCUGAACAACAAUAUGAUGAUUCUGAAUUCUUUGAUGGGUUCACUUGGAAAGCUAUUCUCCUGGGAUAUGGUUGUGGAUUAGCGCUCGGAUUAGUUAUGGGAGAAGAUCAUCUAGUUGGACCCUUUCCUCGAAGAAGGCAUCUCGAUGCAUUUGGAAAUGAUUUGUGUGGAGGGAACUUGGCCUUAGGUGGGUUACCGAUGACCAAAGAUUGUGGAGAUACAUGGGCAAAACCACCACAAUCACCAUUGGGAUUUUUCAUCAACAAUAUAAUUCUUUGA
This is a messenger RNA of Coffea eugenioides, 525 nucleotides long. RefSeq names its product receptor-like protein 9DC3. Bases 1 to 525 code for a protein of 174 amino acids. The record is from RefSeq and is a predicted model, not a curated record. The transcript has 2 exons. Gene Ontology annotation, molecular function: protein binding. Lineage: Eukaryota; Viridiplantae; Streptophyta; Magnoliopsida; Gentianales; Rubiaceae.